Punica granatum (pomegranate) is the source of this 1278-nucleotide messenger RNA. The record is from RefSeq and is a predicted model, not a curated record. Lineage: Eukaryota; Viridiplantae; Streptophyta; Magnoliopsida; Myrtales; Lythraceae.
CCGCCUUUGUCUGGUUUAUCCGAUAUACAUAUACAUAUACAUAUAUAAUUUCCAUUCCUCUUUUCUCCCUGCAAAACCUUAACCACACGACUGGACAAUUUAGGGUCAAAGGAAGCUCCGGAAAUGGCGACUCUCACCGUACCACCGGUCCUCACCUCCCCUGCCGACGACGCCAUGCAGCUCUACCGUGCUUUCAAGGGCCUUGGAUGUGAUACUGCCGCCGUAAUCAAUAUUCUCGCCCACCGAGACGCCACACAACGCUCUCUCAUCCAACAGGAGUACCAGAAAAUAUACUCCGAGGAUCUUCUGAAGCGCUUAAUUUCUGAACUCACUGGCAAACUUGAGACGGCUGUUCUACUGUGGAUGCAUGACCCAGCAGGACGCGACGCGAUAGUUGUGAGGCAGGCAUUCACUCCCUCGGUAAAUCUUCAAGCAGCCACAGAAGUGAUCUGUUCCCGAACUCCAACACAAAUACAGGUAUUCAAGCAGCAUUACUACUCGAGAUUCGGGACUCAUCUUGAGCACGACGUUGAAUCCCAUACCUCUGGGGACCACAAGAAACUCCUUCUUGCAUAUGUGACUAUGCCUCGUUAUGAAGGCAUGGAAGUAGACAGAGCGACUGUUGAGAUGGAUGCGAAAGCUCUGUUCAAAGCAGGAGAGAAGAGGUUGGGGACUGAUGAGAAGACUUUCAUCCGAAUCUUCAGUGAACGCAGCAGGGCACACAUGGCUGCUGUAAGCGCUGCUUAUUAUAAUAUGUAUGGGAAUUCAUUGAAGAAGGCAGUAAAGAAAGAAACAUCGGGUUUCUUCGAACUUGGUCUGCUGACGAUUGUCCGAUGUGCGGAAAAUCCCACUAAGUACUUCGCAAAGGUGCUGCACAAGGCAAUGAGGGGUCUAGGAACGGAUGACACGACUCUUAUAAGGGUCAUCGUGACGAGGACCGAGAUAGACAUGCAGUACAUAAAAGCGGAGUACCUCAAGAAAUACAGAAAGACGUUGAACGAUGCGGUUCACUCGGAAACAUCAGGACAUUACAGGGCCUUUCUUCUGGCACUCCUCGGCCCUAACCAUUAGGUCUCAAGGGCUCAGGUCGUAGGUUGUGUGAAUAAAAUUAGGUGACGCAGGACUGACGUAGUGUGUCUCUGGAACAGAUUCGAUUUCUUUAAUGUGGUCUAGGCAGCGUCUUUUGUGUGCUUUAAUAUGUACAUAGCUGGGCUGCUUCGAUGAUUUGCGCAGUGUGUGAAAACUGAAAAUAUUAAAGCACAUCAAUCAUUUCUCAAA